ACCAUCAUAGUGCUUGCCCUUGCAUGGUUUCUUCUGGCCCGGCACUUACUAAAAUAGAGAGUAAGGUCUAGUCGCCAAUCGCCAUAGUAAAACAGACUUGAAUCAAACUGUUCACUUUGUUUCUCUCAUUCUCCCAAUCGAAAUAAUGGCAACCAAAGAAGAAGUAGUAGAAGUAGAAGAGCAAAAAGCGCUAGCGAAGACAACGACAACAAUGGAGAUGUUAAUAGGAUCAAAUGAUGAAGAUGAUGAACAUGAUUCUUGUGAAUUAGUUCUUAAAAGAUAUUUUCUACAAGAAUGGAAACUCGUUAAAUCUCUUCUUGAUGAUAUUAUUGCUAAUGGUCGUGUAGUUGAUCCUUCUGCUGUUAACAAGAUUCGAUCCAUUUUGGAUAAGUAUCAACAGGAGGGUCAGCUUAUCGAGCCUUACCUAGAGAUCAUUAUAUCUCCGUUGAUGUUUAUAGUUCGAUCUAAAACAGCUGAACUUGGAGUGACAUCUGAUGAAAUUGUUGAAGUAAUCAAGCCUUUGUGCAUUAUUAUUUAUACCCUGGUUACAGUCUGUGGAUACAAGGCAGUUACAAAGUUUUUCCCACAUCAAGUCUCUGAUUUAGAGCUUGCUGUUUCUCUUUUGGAGAAGUGUCAUCACACAACUGGUGCCACAUCACUUCGACAAGAAAGUACAGGAGAGAUGGAGGCAAAAUGUGUCAUACUUCUAUGGCUUUCUAUACUUGUGUUGGUUCCUUUUGAUAUCUCUUCUGUGGAUACUAGUAUCACAAAUACGGAUAAUUUAAGUGGACUUGAGCCGGCCCCUCUGGUCCUUCGGAUAUUGUCUUUCUCCAAGGAUUAUCUCUCAAGUGCAGGUCCCAUGCGCGGAAUAGCUGGCUUGUUGCUCUCAAGGCUUCUAACACGUCCAGACAUGCCAAAUGUCUUCACCAGCUUCAUUGAAUGGACACAUGAAGUCCUGUCUUCCGUCACAGACGAUGUUACUGAUCGAUUUCGACUACUUGGAGUUGUGGAAGCACUAGCAGCCAUAUUUAAGGCUGCAAAUAGGAAGGGUUUAGUUGAUGUAGUGCCAAUUGUUUGGAGUGAUACUUCAGCCUUGAUGAAGUCCAGCACCGCCACUAGGAGUUCUUUGCUUCGGAAGUUGUUGGUGAAAUUGACACAACGUAUUGGGCUUUCUUGCCUGCCCCAACGUUCUCCAUCAUGGCGUUAUAUGGUGAGCAACACCUCUUUGGGAAAGCAAGCUUCCGUAAAAAACGACCAAUGCAAUCAAGGUCUAGAUGCAAACUUAUGUAAUUUGGAAUCAAGUGCAAGUUGUCUGCCUGAAGAAGAUAUGGAUGUUCCAGAAAUCUUAGAGGAUAUAAUUGAGCUGCUAUUAUCAGGGUUGAGAGACUCGGACACUGUUGUGCGAUGGUCUGCAGCAAAGGGUAUAGGACGAACAACUGCACGUCUAACGUCUGCGCUUGCUGAUGAAAUCCUAUCAUCUGUGCUAGAGUUAUUUUCACCAGGCGAGGGAGAUGGUUCAUGGCACGGAGGUUGCUUAGCAUUAGCAGAGCUGGCUCGGAGAGGUUUGCUUUUGCCUGUUAGUCUUCCUAAAGUUGUUCCUGUUAUUGUAAAGGCAUUACAUUAUGAUGUCCGAAGAGGUCCACAUAGCAUUGGAUCUCAUGUUCGAGAUGCUGCUGCAUACGUUUGUUGGGCCUUCGGUCGUGCAUACUAUCGUUCUGAUAUGAAAAGCAUUCUGGAACAGCUUGCCCCGCACCUUCUAACUGUUGCAUGCUAUGAUCGUGAGGUAAAUUGUAGACGAGCUGCCGCGGCUGCUUUUCAGGAAAAUGUCGGAAGACAAGGAAGUUUUCCACAUGGAAUUGACAUAGUGAGUACGGCGGAUUAUUUUUCACUAUCUUCACGUGUAAACUCGUAUCUUCUUGUUGGUGUAUCUAUUGCUCAGUAUAAGGAGUAUCUUCAUCCCUGCAUCGAAGAACUGUUGGACAGCAAAAUCUGUCAUUGGGAGAAAGGCUUGAGAGAACUGGCAUCAAAAGCCAUGUCCUCUCUUGUGAAAUAUGAACCUCAGUACUUUGCUGAUUUUGUUCUUGAGAAAUUGAUCUCUUGGACUCUGUCAUCUGAUUUGUGCAUGCGGCAUGGUGCAACUUUAGCUGCUGGGGAGCUUGUUUUGGCUCUAUACUCAUGUGAUCUUAUACUUUCCACUGAUAAGCAAAAAUCUGUUGCUGGUGUGGUUCCUGCUAUUGAGAAAGCACGCCUUUAUCGCGGGAAAGGGGGAGAAAUUAUGCGUGCUGCUGUUUCCCGGUUCAUUGAAUGCAUCUCUAUCGCCCACAUACGUUUACCAGAGAAGAUAAAGCAAGGGUUGCUUGAUACCCUAAACGAUAAUUUGUGACAUCCCAAUGCUCAAAUACAGAAUACUGCUGUUGCAGCCUUUAAGCACUUUGUUCCAGCGUAUUUUGUCAGCACUGAUGAUGGCAGUCCAAAGGAUAUAACAUUAAAAUAUCUGAAACUCUUAAAAGAUCCAAAUGUUGCUGCUAGACGAGGAUCAGCAUUGGCUAUGGGUGUUUUACCUUUUGAAUUUUUGGCUACAAAGUGGAGGGCGGUGAUAUUGGAGCUUUGUUUCUCUUGUGCAAUAGAGGAUAACCCUGAUGAUAGGGAUGCUGAGGCACGUGUUAAUGCCGUCAAAGGUCUUGUAUCAGUAUGUGAAACCUUAACCAAGGAAAGAAAAGUUUCCUUCUUCAAGUCUACCGAGGAGGACAGAUCUUUGUAUCUGCUGAUCAGUAAUGAAGUGAUGCAGACUUUAUUUAAGGCUCUCGAUGACUAUUCUGUAGAUAACAGAGGUGAUGUGGGUUCCUGGGUUCGUGAAGCAGCUAUGGAUGGGCUCGAAAGAUGCACCUACAUUCUUUGUGAGAAAGAAUCAAUUGGAUCCCCAAGAAAUACAGCUGAAGUUGAAUCUGUGUCAGAUACAGUUGAUCCUGAAGUGAAAAGUAAUGAACCAAAGGUCCCACUUUUCGGCGAAAGUCAUGCAACUUGUUUAGUUGGUUCCAUUGCAAAGCAAGCUGUAGAGAAGAUGGAUAAAUUAAGAGAAAUAGCCGCAAAGAUUUUGCAAAGAAUUUUGUACAAUAGCAACAUCUUUAUACCGUGUAUACCUUACAGGGAAAAGCUAGAAGAAGUUAUUCCUAAUCAAGGAGAUCUACAGUGGGCGGUGCCCACUUUUUCAUACCCACGCUUCCUACAGUUACUUCAGUUUAAUUGUUACAGCAAAUAUCUGCUCUCUGGUUUAGUUAUCUCCAUUGGUGGACUGCAAGAUUCUUUACGGAAAGCAUCAGUUGCAGCUUUGCUAGACUAUCUACAAGUUACAGAAACCGGAAAGAAUGAUAAGAAAAGCUCCAGAGAAUAUGAUCUUUGUAUUGAUCUCAUUUGGGUUCUUCAAAAAUUCAAGAGAUGUGACAGAGUUAUUAUACCCACCUUGAGGGUUAUCGAGAUUCUUUUCAGCAAAAUGCUUUUCUUGAAUAUGGAGGGCCACACGCGGGACUUUUGUGCAAGUGUUUUGGAUUCCCUGGUUGUCGAGUUAAAGAAUUCGAAGGACUUCUCCAAAUUAUACACAGGAAUAUCUAUUCUUGGAUAUAUCGCUUCCGUUUCGGAUCAGAUUAAUUAUCAGGCAUUCUCUCAGCUUCUUACCUUUCUUGGCCACCGUUACCCCAAGAUACGGAAGGCUUGUGCUGAUCAGGUUUAUCUGGUCCUCCUUCAAAAUGGAAAUGUUAUCGCAGAGGACAAAAUGGAGAGAGCACUUGAAAUUGUUUCAGAAAGCUGCUGGGAAGGUGAUAUACAGGAGACGAAGCAGCAAAAGUUACAAUUAUUUGAGAUUGCUGGAAUAGAAUUGGGGUCACAAUUACAGACUUCAAACAAAGAAUCAAAAAAGGACGGUGAAAGGAAAAGAUCACUAGCCGAUGAAAAUGCAUCAUACUCCUCAUUAGUUGAUUCAUCAGGCUUCUAAACCACAAAAUUUUGUAACCUGCUUUUUAAGUUUGUUAAUGAUCUUAGUUCCUGGGCCCUGGCAGUAAAAUAUCUGACCUUAAAAAUUUUGAUACUAGGAUUUACAUGAUUUUCAAUGUCCCAUUAAUGUAUUUAAUAUGUUGUCUCAGUAUUUCUUGUGGGUAUUAGUUGGAUGGGUCUGUUGUAAAAAUCCCUGCAAACUAUUCAACAUUCAGGAUUUGCAUAUCACCAAUGUACUCAAUUUGUUGUCGAGA
Papaver somniferum (opium poppy) is the source of this 4241-nucleotide messenger RNA. RefSeq names its product tubulin-folding cofactor D-like. The transcript is spliced from 17 exons. The record is from RefSeq and is a predicted model, not a curated record. Lineage: Eukaryota; Viridiplantae; Streptophyta; Magnoliopsida; Ranunculales; Papaveraceae. Gene Ontology annotation, molecular function: beta-tubulin binding; GTPase activator activity. Gene Ontology annotation, biological process: tubulin complex assembly; microtubule cytoskeleton organization; post-chaperonin tubulin folding pathway.